This is a messenger RNA of Megalops cyprinoides (Indo-Pacific tarpon), 3601 nucleotides long. Its product is annotated as leucine-rich repeat and calponin homology domain-containing protein 2-like. The record is from RefSeq and is a predicted model, not a curated record. Gene Ontology annotation, molecular function: protein binding. NCBI's taxonomy places the organism in Eukaryota, Metazoa, Chordata, Actinopteri, Elopiformes, Megalopidae. The transcript has 21 exons. The coding region runs from base 23 to 2263 and encodes 746 amino acids.
UAUUGUAAGAAUAACUUCACAUAUGAAAAUGGCGGCGAGUCAGGGAGGCGGAGGAGCAAUAACGGGUCUCCACAGCCAUCACUAUGCGAACGGACCUCACUGGAACCCGGGGGUUCUUCAGCAUCAGAACCAUCUCCACACGGCUCGCAGCCUGGACCGUGCUUUGGAGGAUGCUGCGUGCUCGGGGAUACUGAAUCUCAGCGGAAGGAAACUGAGGGAAUAUCCCGGUAUGAGCUACGAUCUGACUGAUACAACACAAGCAGAUCUCUCAAGGAACAGGUUCACAGAAAUCCCCCCGGAUGUGUGCCUGUUUGCGCCUUUGGAGUCAUUAAACCUCUACCACAACUGCAUCAAAUGCAUUCCGGAGGCCAUCAUCAACCUGCAGAUGCUAACCUACCUGAACAUCAGUCGGAACCUUCUGUCAACACUGCCAAAAUACUUGUUCAACCUUCCGCUGAAGGUGCUAGUUGUGAGCAACAACAAGCUUGUCUCAAUCCCUGAAGAAAUCGGGAAGUCCAAGGACCUCAUGGAGUUGGAUAUCAGCUGCAAUGAGAUCCAGGUUCUUCCGGCUCAGAUGGGGAAGCUCCAUGCCUUACGGGAGCUGAACAUGCGGAGGAACUGCCUGCAGGUGCUGCCGGAGGAGCUGGCUGAUCUUCCGCUCAUCAGACUCGACUUCUCCUGCAACAAGAUAACGGAGAUCCCCCCCGUCUACAGGAGAAUGAGGCAGCUGCAGCACGUCGUCCUAGACAACAACCCCAUGCAGUCACCGCCUGCCCAGAUUUGCCUUAAGGGUAAAGUGCAUAUAUUCAAGUAUUUAAACAUCCAAGCUUGUAGGAUGGACAAGAAGCCUGACUCCCUUGACCUCCCUACUCUGGCCAAACGCUGCCUUCCACAACCUUUGACGGACAGUAUGGAGGAUUUUUACCCCAAAAACCAUGGACCUGACUCAGGCAUUGGGAGUGACAAUGGGGAUAAGAGGUUGUCAACAACAGAGCCCUCGGACGACGACACCAUCAGCCUCCACUCGCAGGUGUCGGAGACGGCGCGAGACCAGGCACGGGCAGAUGCACACUCGCUGCUCUCCAAACUGGACUCCAGCAAAGAUCAGGAGCCUUAUGACUUCAUUGACCCAAACCAGGAGGAGGACACAGCACAGACGGAGGGAGAUGUGCAGCAGAGCACCCCCUAUAUAUCGUGUAUAAAGGAACUUGAGAAAGUACUUAAGUGCCAACAAAGCAAAGACAAGGAGAAUUGGAAAGAGGAGUCUGGCCUGGCAAAAGAGCAGCUGGCAGAAGAGGAGGAAGAUGAGUUGAAGGAGGUCAUUGACCUGAGGAAGAUUGCUGUCCAGCUGCUGCAACAGGAGCAACAGAACAGACGGCGGUCCUUAAUUUGUAGAGCCGAAAGCCUUAUCCAUCGAAGGAGGGCACUGGGCCGGGCGCACAGGUUCCUCAGUCAUUCAGGCAGCGCAAGCAGUAAACAGAGGUCUCCCUCCCAAACCAUCAGGAGUGUUUCCACGGAAGAGCCGAGUGCGGCGGGGUCAGCAGUCAGCGGACAGCCGUCCUCUUCGGUGUCUUUCGAUGGGACCCAAAAUCUGGAACAAGCCGACUCUGAGCCCAGGUGGCCUGAGGUGCCGCCAGUCCUGAACCAAAACGAGGAGCGGAGGCGAAAUAAGUAUCUACGAAAAGACUAUUUGAAGCACAAGUGUCAGAGUGCACGAAGAAACUCCAGUGGCAACGACAACGAGUGUGAGGAAGGAGUGCACUCUGCAGAUUUCACCACAACUUUAACGGUGUUUGGGUUGAAGCCAAGAUCUGCAUUUUCCCGAGGCAGUCGGCAGGAGUACAGCUCUACUGAUCCCAGCUUCACCAUGAGGAGGAAGAUGGAGCACCUGCGAGAAGAGAUGGAGCAGAUCGGACUCCUGCGACAGAAUCUGGAGUCCAGGUUGAAGGUGCUGCUUCCAGACGACGUGGGCGCGGCCCUGAUGGACGGCGUGGUCCUGUGCCACCUGGCCAAUCACAUUCGGCCACGCUCAGUUGCCAGCAUCCACGUACCUUCCCCCGCAGUGCCAAAACUGAGCAUGGCCAAGUGCCGCCGGAAUGUGGAAAACUUCCUUGAUGCAUGUAAGAAGUUGGGAGUGCCUCAGGAGAAGCUGUGCUUGCCGCAUCACAUCUUAGAGGAGCGAGGGUUGGUGAAGGUUGGCAUGACGGUCCAGGCUUUGUUGGACUUGCCUACGUCGAGGCCGACCCAGCUGUCUGGUGUAUAACCACGCCCUGGUUGCAGGCCUCUUCCUGCCUGUUCUGCCCACUGCACCACUGCUCCAAGCCCAGGAGGGGGCAGUCACUGCCUCACGCUCCCCGCCGUGGGCCCAGGGAGACCCACUACCCACCACCAGCAGCCCUUUGCCCACACCUCAUUUUAGAAGGGGGGGAGAAAUUCUUCAGAAGGCUGAUUGAAUUGGGAAGGGGGAUUUCCCAGUCAGACCUCCUUCCUGUAUGAUAUCAGCUUGAACUGGCCAACCUGAUAAGUUUACCUUUUUAUUAUCAAGAUUUCCCAAAAUGUUUUUUUUUUUUUUGGUGACAUGAGACAAUAAUGGGCUGUGAAAAACACAGGGCCAUUCAGUGGUCUGAACAGGUGGUUUCUCAAAGCCGUCAUCAGACUAUUCCAGAGGGGUAUGAGCUCACGCUGACACUGUUACAAAAUACAGUACAUCCUGUGAGUUAUGAGUUAUUCCCUGAACAAGCAUUAGGUUGUAAUAUACUAAUCUAAAUGGCACAAAUGUGGCUCAAAUCUCAGUCUUUUCACAAGAAGAAACUGCUCACCAAACAUACUCAUCAUUGAGGCUGACCUUGCUUUCAAAACAGCAUGUGUAACAACAGUGCUCUUUUAUUUGGCUGCAUUUGGUUCCCACUGAGACACAGAGAGGUGUGUUUUUACUGGUAAUUUUGUUCAAUCUUAUUCUGCGGGCAUCCUCCACAGAGAACAAAAUGACUUUUUUUUUUUUUUUUCAAAGUCACGUUUUGGAUUUACAAUUUAAAAAACACGACCUGGUGAAAGCGAGAAUGGGUGGUUUUCUCAAAUCUUUGUCACACCAUGUUGAACUUUACGAUGACGUAUGGUACAUAGCAGACUCUUUCAUUCACCUUUGGAAAAAUUGCUGUGAUCCACAGUUUGCGUAGUUCAUUCUGCAAACCACCUUGAUGUUUGAAUACUGCGAUGGAGUUAUCCAAUAGUGUUUUAAUUUCUUAUUUUAGGCCUGCAGAAUGCAUGCCAUCUAAAACUGUUGCUCUAAGUGCAGCGCCUGAUGUAAGUGGCAGACUUAUUUCAACAGUAUCACAGCUGGUAGAUGAACACGUUAAAAAAUGACACGUGUUCUUGCUGUGGCACUGCUUACCAAACAUUGUGCUAUCACAAUGUCAAAUGCCACAUGACCAGGGCAUCACCAGAAUGUUACAUGCUUGCUGCAGUUCAUCUUUGUCGUUGCUUUACCAUGCUGUGACAGUGAUGAGAAGAUUUCACAUUUUUUGCUUUUAUGCAGCCACUUUGGGCUGAUUGAUGGGCAGGGAAAUUACCACAAAUUGAAACUUGUGUGUCAUCAUGGAAG